AUGCUAUUCGCAACAGCCCUUAUCAGCAUCGCAUCUCUCUGUCUCGCAAAAGAAGUUACUAAGAACCGCAAAAACGAACCAGACGCCAUAGUAGACCAAUUCACAUGGCUUUCCCUCUCCGACGAAACAGGCAUUGACCCGUUGAAGUAUCUGAAAGCCCCUGCUGAGGACGUACCCGAGACACUCGCCUGUACUACUGCAAGACACCCUCGUUUGUCUCAAAAGAUAUUGCCAGCUAACAAAGAACAGAAACCCGGUCCGGACAGGGUCGCAUGCCCUGCUGCCAUUGCGGAAUGGUUCAAACUCGUUGACGAACAACGUCACAUCAACAUUCCCGGAGGUCAAUGCCGUUCCGUUACCGAGGGGACAUGUCGAACGGUUGCGUGCGCCCCGAGAGGAGAUGUUAGUGUUGCACUGGAAGAAAUAAUGGGACACAUGUGGAAUCCUGUGUCUUCGCGAUGUGUAUUUGGUGGGACAGGAGGGAUAUGGCAGAAUGAGGGGUCAACACUGGUAAUUGAGAUGGGACAUGCAAAGAAGAAAUAA
Fusarium venenatum is the source of this 543-nucleotide messenger RNA. RefSeq lists its product as uncharacterized. The record is from RefSeq and is a predicted model, not a curated record. Lineage: Eukaryota; Fungi; Ascomycota; Sordariomycetes; Hypocreales; Nectriaceae.